GGGGGCACGACGGCCGUCAUACCAAGCAUAGCAAGCGCUCAACGGAUGGAAAUGGCGAAAGCAAAAGGUGGCGCGGGUAGCUAGGCCAGCUCGUGCGUCCGUGUGAGAGACCGUGAGGGAGGAGAGAGAGAAGACCAGCAUCACACACUGUGAAAGGAGAGAGAGCACAGGGCAGUUAUUUUAAGGGCAAAGCUACCACUCUUACCCCUCUUCUUCGCCACCUCCCCUCUCUUUCCUCCUCUCUCUCUCUCCAGAGGGGGAGAGGAGAAGAGAAGGGCCAAGAGCCAGCCUCCCACAACCACUUUAGUCUCGUCGUCACGAGCUGAGCAUUCCUCCCUGCUCACCGACCCACCGCGGGGAACCAAGAGAGGCCGGUAUGGAGACUGGCAGUACCGGCGCCGGUGGCAGCGGCGGCGGGGACGACCAGCUCCACGGGCUCAAGUUCGGCAAGAAGAUCUACUUCGAGGACGCGGGCGGCAGCGGCAGCGGCAGUAGCAGUGGCAGUGGGAGCGUGAGCGCGCCGCCGCCGCCCUCUUCGCCCAAGCCGGCAGCGGGAGCGGCCGGCGGAGGCAAGAAGGGGAAGGGCGCGGCCAGCGGGGCGUCCGCCUCGUCGACGCCCGCGCGGUGCCAGGUGGAGGGGUGCAACUUGGAUCUGAGCGGCGCCAAGGCGUACUACUGCCGGCACAAGGUGUGCUCCAUGCACUCCAAGGCGCCCCGCGUCGUCGUCAACGGCCUCGAGCAGCGCUUCUGCCAGCAGUGCAGCAGGUUCCACCAGUUGCCUGAAUUUGACCAAGGAAAACGCAGCUGCCGCAGACGCCUUGCAGGCCACAAUGAACGCCGGAGGAAGCCGCCCCCUGGACCUCUUGCAUCACGCUAUGGUCGCCUUGCUGCAUCCUUCGGUGAAGAGCCCGGCAGGUUCAGAAGCUUUCUGUUGGAUUUCUCAUACCCAAGGGUUCCAAGCAGCAUGAGGGAUGGAUGGCCGGCGGUUCGACCUGGUGAAAGGGUGCCUGGUGGUAUCCAGUGGCAAGCGUACUUAGAUCCUCAUCAUCAUCACAGUGCAGUCGCGGGAUACGGCGCCCACUCAUAUGGUAGCCAGGGUAGCUCCAUGACAGGGUCACCGGUGUUCCCUGGUCCGGAGCUCCCUCCGGGUGGAUGUCUCGCAGGAGUCGCUGCUGACUCCAGCUGUGCUCUCUCUCUUCUGUCAACUCAGCCAUGGGAUACUACCCACAGCGCCAGCCACAACCGUGCCGCGACAUUGUCCGCAACAGCGGGCUUUGAGGGCAACCCUGUGGCGCCCUCCCUCAUGGAGAGUAACUACAUUGCGCCGAGCCCCUGGACUGGCUCUGGGGGCCAUGAAGGCGGACGCAAUGUGGCACCUCAGUUGCCACCUGAAGUCCCACUCGAUGAGGUGCACUCUGGCUCCAGCCAUCACGGCCAGUUCUCAGGUGAGCUCGAGCUUGCCCUGCAGGGAAACAGGCCAGAGCCAGCACGACGCAUCGAUCAUGGCUCCACGGGCACGUUCGACCAGGCCGGCAACACAUCGGACUGGUCUUUGUAGGGGCUAAAUAAAGUGCUGUCUAUCAUAGUCGCACAGGGAGAUUGGAACUGAAAGCCUGGCGCUGCCUGCUCUUUGCUAGCUCUGGAUUUGGCAAGGAAUUCCCGAAAGCCAGGCAACUAGUGACUUUCGUGAUGCAUAAUGUGUCCAUUAACUCACUUGCUGCGUCUGUGUAAACCUCAAUGAUUUUAUUUGAAGUUAUCAGUAUGCUUGUCGAGGACUUUGCUCGAUAUAUUAAUCGCUCUUGCUCAUCCUGAAGUUUGCUCUGCACAUUCAGGUUAACCAUUGUCGACAAAUGACAUUAUGCAGACUCUGCUGUCCCACCAAACAAAGAUGCUUCAGUUGGAUGAUGUAUUUUUGUGGUUGAUGAGAGUAGAACCUAGCUCAAGUCUGCCAUGUGGUCCAUCUAUGUAUGCAACUUGUACUGUGAUCUUUUCAUCCGGAGCAGGUACACCUUUCAGG
This is a messenger RNA of Phragmites australis (common reed), 2017 nucleotides long. Its product is annotated as squamosa promoter-binding-like protein 14. The coding region runs from base 377 to 1558 and encodes 393 amino acids. The record is from RefSeq and is a predicted model, not a curated record. NCBI's taxonomy places the organism in Eukaryota, Viridiplantae, Streptophyta, Magnoliopsida, Poales, Poaceae. The transcript is spliced from 3 exons. Gene Ontology annotation, cellular component: nucleus. Gene Ontology annotation, molecular function: DNA binding.